Molecule: messenger RNA, 4125 nt
Organism: Symbiodinium sp. CCMP2592
Lineage: Eukaryota; Dinophyceae; Suessiales; Symbiodiniaceae
Source: the annotation of a GenBank genome assembly
AUGGCAGCUGGCGACCCUGUGACUCAUAGGGUUUCAACGAAACGCCAGCAGUCACGAGACGACAGCGAAAGCCGGCCGAAGAAGAAGGCAAGGCCGUCGAAGCUUGAAAAGAGCCGAAAAGAACAGCAAGAAACCGAAGUCGCAAAGGAAAAGAAGGAAAGCAAGGAGAAGAAGGAAGUCAAAGAGAAGAAGGAAAGCAAAGAGCAAGUCAAAGAGAAGAAGGAAAGCAAAGAGCAAGUCAAAGAGAAGAAGGAAAGCAAAGAGCAGAAGGAAAGCAAAGAGCAGAAGGAAAGCAAGGAGAAGAAGGGAAGCAAAGAGAAGAAGGACAGCAAAGAGCAGAAGGAAAGCAAAGAGCAAGUCAAAGAGAAGAAGGAAAGCAAAGAGCAGAAGGAAAGCAAAGAGCAGAAGGAAAGCAAGGAGAAAGUCAAAGAGAAGAAGGAAAGCAAAGAGCAGAAGGAAAGCAAGGAGAAGGAGGAAAGCAAAGAGAAGAAGGACAGCAAAGAGCAGAAGGACAGCCAGGAGCAGGGAGGAAACAAGGAGAAGAAGGGAAGCAAAGAGCAGAAGGAAAGCGCAGAGCAGAGGGACCACAAGAACAAGAAGGACAGCAAAAGGGGAGUGCAGGAGGCAAGCAAGGAGCAGAAGGAAAGCAAGGAGAAGAAGGCAAGCAAAGAGAAGAAGGAAGACCAGACGGCCAAGAAGCGGAAGAAGGAAGGCACAAGCAAGCAGGACGACGAUGAAACGGCGGAAGCCUUCGAUGAGGUGGCUCUCCUGGAGGCGGAGCUUGCAGCUCGGGAGCUAGCGGAAGCCCAAGAGGACUCGGAGGUUUCAGAUGGCGAGGCACCCGAAGAAUCGGAAGAAGCCAAGGACGAUGAAGAGGAGGACGAGCCAGAGCAGGAGGAGACCAGUGCUCCAAGGACCCCAGGUGCCGGCGCUUUGGACAGUGACGAGGAGCUGCCUCAGUCGCAAGAUUGUGUCUUGGACGAAGAGGACAUGCAGUCCGACUCGUCAAGCGACCAGUCGGAGGAGAACGUGGACGGCGACUCCUUGAGUGACGCUGAGGACACAAAGGCGUUGAGUACGGCCGUGGCGACUGAGCCCGUUCGGAACAGUGCCACACACAAGAAGGAAUGGGCGGUUUUCGAUCGUGCCGUUAAGAACCGCCAGAAGUUCCCCGUCGCUCUGAGCAACUAUGCGAGCAAGUCCAAGACGGAUUUGUUUGCUGCAUGGCUCGAUUGCAAUGGCAAUUGGGAUGUUCUUGCUAUUCAGGGAAAGGACUUGAAGACAAAGUACGCAGACGAGGCAGAAGACUUAUCCGUUUCCGGUUGCACAGUUCAGGCUGAACACAUUUGCCAGGCAAUGUACAAGCAAGUGAUUGCAGCAAGAAAAGCCGAAGGCCGCUGGUACAAAGACAUGGACUUCCCCGACAACGAAGAUGAAGCAUGGUAUUACAUGCCGAAGGGCCACCUGCUGCGGCUUGACAAUGCCACGAGCGAAGAACAAAAGUUGUCUGUCGGACAAGGUAUGGAUGAGGACUUGGCGAAGGUACUGGAGGAGAACAACCUGCUUCAGGCAGGCACCUUGCCUGCGGUACACGCAGCCACUGAGGCUGGCGAGAAGACGCUUCUGGCCUUCUUCGAUGAAGGUGCUGCUGUGGCAAAGCGAGCACCGAAACCCAGGAAGGACAAGGAGUCAACGGAGGAUGCCAAGGAGAUGGAACCGAAGACCGUGCGCCAGCUGGUGGCAGAAGCGAAGCCGGAGAUCCUGAAAGAUGCUUCGAAAGCUCGGGAGACCUCCCUCACCCUGAACAACCUCAACUACGGUGAAAAGUUGGCCGAACAGCUGCUGAAUUACUCCAGGCAGAUGGAGCUGACCUACAAGAGGCUAGCUGAGCUGGAGGCAAAGGAGAGCACCGAGGAUGCCGAGUUGAACAAGUUUCUGAAGUAUGUGGCCAAGAAGAAGCCAUGGUUCCAGCAAGCCCGCUCACUGAUCUUGCGUUGCUGCGGUGUGCGAGUUUUGUUGGAUCUGUGUGCGGAACACAUGCUUGCUAAGGCAGCAGCAAACGGCCUGCAGUCUGGAUUGAAAGCAAAGAAGAAGAAGGCAGGAGCCAAAGCAAGCGCCAAAGGUGCUGCUGCGAAGCCUGCCGCAAAAGCGGUCGCUUUCCAGAUCGUGGGUAUUAUGGGGAAGAGCUUCCUGAAAAAUCGAGUCGGGGAAAGAGCCGCGGGCUGCCCCUGGGCAUGCUUCUAUGGAUUUCGCGGGGACCAGAAAGCGAGACGGGAGUGUCACUUCUUUACGCGGCACUACAACUGCAAUCUGCUUUGCGACCAAUGCGUUGCCAUAAAACCAUCAAAGAAUAUAGUCCGUGGGAUGAACUACAAGAACUUUUCUGCGAAUGCUCCUUUUCUACUCACGACUAUCAGUCACGAAACGUAUUUGAACACAACUUCCGCGAGUGACCUGUCGCCUUGGUCGGCGAUGCCAGGCUGGAGACUUGAGAAUACGUUUUUUGAUUGGAUGCAUGUAGUCCUGCUUGGAGUGGGAAGAGAUGCUGUUGCUGCCGCCAUCAAACUGAUGGUCAUGCGGGGAGUGAUUGGCUGGGAUACAAAGCGAGCAGAUCUGAAGAUGUUGACGCUUUGGAUCAAGAAAGAAUACAAGAGCCGGAAUGGGAAAUCCUUCUCUAUGAUAUCUUUGACCCCUGCAAAUGCUGGCCUGGAUCCUUGGACCGAAUACCCGGAGCUCGGGACAAUUUUCAAGGCUGCGCAAGUCAAGAUCCUGAUCUGGGGAAUAUCGAGAAAACUCCAGGAGGUGGUCAAGCGGGAUGAGGAUUUGGUGAGAAUGGCUCUGGCAAUGCGAGGGCUCAGUGAAGCUCAGAGUUUGCUGGACAACGGCGGCUUGAAGUUCACUGGAAGCGAAGCACGAAAGUUCGAUGAAAUGGUGCACUUGCAUUUACGAACGUGGCAAAGGCUGGCUGUGAAAUUCGAGGACCUCCUCAUCCCUUUGUGCAACAUCCGGCCCAAACACCACUAUCUACAGCAUCUUGCUCGGUAUGUGCUGCGGACCCGAAUAAAUAUUCGGAUACACCAAAACUUCGAUUCUGAAUCCUACAUGGGGAAAAUCAAACGAAUCGCCUGCAAACGCCAUUCGACUUCGAUGUUGCUGCGAGUCCAGCAGCGCUACAUCCUGUACUUGGCGUUGCUCUGGGAUCGAGCAAAACGAGCAUCAGUUGGUGGGGAUGUCAGGGGAAAAUCUUUGGAAGAUAUCUUACCGCCGCAGCCAUUUAGGCUUAUUUCCCCAUUUGCACCUACUUUGCCAGCCAGCAUGGCGCUGUUUGAGCAAUCGGAGCUCGCAGCCUUCCUGCAGGCGCAGGGGGUGCACGAAGUGGUCUGCAACGGGCUCGCCCUCAAGGGGCUCGAGACAGUUGAGGAUCUGGCAUUUGCCUACCCAGACCUCACUAGCUUCGACACUUUCUUGCAGAGCCUUUCGGAGUCGGAUCUCAGUGAUAUGGGGGUCUCGGAUGCACUACAUUCGGUCCAGGCAGCCCGAGCCAGGAAAGCCUUGCGCUCCGCGCACAAGGCACAGGAGGGACCUCAGCCUUCACCUGCGUUGCCAUCCCUCCCAGCAGCCCUCGCCCCUUCUGCCUCACCAUCCUCCUGGAUGGAGCAUUUGCCGCCUAAGCUCAGCUCGGAGGUCGUUCAGGAUCUGGUCACGACCUUUAAGGCCAACUAUCCGGGGGAACUCCUGGACGACGAUACUAUGCCGUCAAUACGCCUUCUCAGCCUUGUGCAACACAGCCUUCAGCCAGGAGAAAAACUGAAGUGGAUACCGUGGCAGCUUCGCCUUAGCUCCAAACAGUACUCCGAAAUUAUGGAGGCCAAGUCAUCUAAGCCUAUGAGGACGGAGGCCCAGCUGCUCGCCUCAGCCAUAUAUGACGACACGCCUGAGAUGGCCGUCUCCCAUCUCCGCCUUUCCGUGUCCUGGCUACAGCGCAUCCAAACAGUGUUCAGGAGCGCUUGGGCACUGUGUGGGGCAGCCCACCUCAACAACCUCGCGAGUCGAGCACUUAGCCUUGCCAGAUCUAGCCGACUCCUCCCUCCGGGGACCAACAACGCAAGAGCUCUUGGCAGCUGA